AUCAGCUGCAAAAGAGACAAAUGUCAAUUAAUGUCAUUUGUGUCAAAAUUAUCCCUUCUGUAUGAGUGGUUUCUUAUCUAAUAUAAUGGAUAUAUUAAAGAUUUUUAGGAUGCAGGAACCGGUUUCCAAACAACUUCUGACUAAGAGUAGCGAACUCGGGCAGUACAAAGAAGUGGUCCAAGAAAAGGACGUUUUGAUUAGGAACAAUACGGCUAAGCUCAAAGAGCUAGAAAACGAACUGAGCGAACUCAAAACAAAAAAUGAAGCUCUCGAAGCGAGGUUGAAAGCCUCUAGCCUGGAUGAGAACGGUUUCCAAGAAGUGAUGAUGGGCUAUGACGAACUAUUCAAGAAGGUGUGGGUGGAGAGACAAGGCUUUCUGGAUAAGAACGCGGUUCUGCUUAGCCAUAUUGAAAACCUUGAAACUUCACACGCUGAUUUGGUGGAUAAACUAGGCAAAGCCAAGGAAGUCAUCGAUGGUUACAAAGAGAAUCAGGAGAUAUUGAAAACAGAAUUAAAGGAAUAUAGGCAGAUAGUCGAUAUCAUGGAAAAGAGAUACGAAACUUUAAAACAGCACUCUGAAUCGAGGAUAUCGGAAGCCAAUAUUCAGAUCGACAACAAGGAGAAAGAUAACAUACAGGAAGUUGCUAAACUGAAGGCGAAGAUAUUACAAAGCCAGGCUAAGAUAAUACAGUUAGGAAAGCACGUGAAAUUAGAUACCGUUCCAUCGAAAAAAUCAAUGUUUGCUCCGCUAAGAAAUAAUAUAUCAAAAACAUAGUUUGUCUGAGAUGAAGGAGCUAUAAUUUGGCCUAAUGAAAAAAAGAUAAGUAUUCAGAGUCGAACUGGUUGAAAUAAUCGAAUAAACAUUAUCUGGAA
Molecule: messenger RNA, 873 nt
Organism: Phaedon cochleariae (mustard beetle)
Lineage: Eukaryota; Metazoa; Arthropoda; Insecta; Coleoptera; Chrysomelidae
Source: the annotation of a GenBank genome assembly